GGAAGUGAGGCCGGUCACCAAGAUGGCGGCGCUGGGCAUCGACGUGGAGGAUGAGAGUAUCCUGGCGUCGAUUUUCCGGGAUUGUUUCCCGGAGAACUGGAGGGAGAACGCGGAUUUCACGGUGUACCUGUCCGAGCUGAGCUCGUACGGAGUGGAGAAGCUGAACCGGGAGCCCGAGAGGCUGGCGGAGGACCGGGCCCAGAUCCUGCAGCAGACCCAGCAGCUGGCCUUCUCCAACUACAAAACAUUCAUCAAAACCGCCGAGUGCACCAAGGAGAUCUACCGAGACUUCGGCCUGGUCGAGAAGCACGUCUCCGCCCUCCUGGACAAGCUGCCCGGCCUCAGCGAGAAAUGCAGGCAGUUCAUCCGAGAGACGGAGGAGACCGGCGCCAGCAGGAGGAUGAACAGCCUGACCCUGAACCGCCACACCGAGAUCCUGGAGAUCCUGGAGAUCCCUCAGCUCAUGGACACCUGUGUCAGGAACGGCUACUACGAGGAGGCUCUCGAGCUGACCGCUUACGUGAAGAGGCUGGAGAAGAAACACUCUUCCAUACCCGUUAUACAGGGAAUCGUGAAUGAAGUGCGUUCUUCUGCUCAGUUGAUGUUAAACCAGCUUAUCCAACAGCUACGAACCAAUAUCCAACUUCCAGCGUGUCUACGGGUCAUAGGCUAUUUGAGAAGAAUGGAUGUAUUCACUGAAGCUGAAUUAAGAAUAAAGUUUCUUCAAGCUCGAGAUGCCUGGUUGAAAUCUAUGCUUGUCUCCAUAAUGGACAAUGAUCCUUACUUUCACGUAACUAAAACAAUUGAGGCUUGCCGAGUCCAUCUGUUUGAUAUUAUCACUCAAUAUCGUGCUAUUUUCUCUGAUGAAGAUCCUUUAUUGCUUUCAAACAAUCACACUGUGAAUGAAAGUGCUAUUUUCCAUGGCUGGGUGGUUCAAAAGGUUUCUGAAUUUUUGCAGACUCUGGAACUGGAUCUUCAGAAGGGUGUAGGUGGCCGCUUGGAUUCAUUGCUGGGCCAAUGUAUGUAUUUUGGGCUUUCUUUUAGUCGUGUGGGAGUAGAUUUUCGAGGACAGCUUGCUCCUAUGUUUCAAAAGGUUGCUAUGAAUACUUUUGAGAAAGCAAUUCAGGAUGCUGUGGAGAAGUUUCAGGAAGACAUGAAUCUGUACACAUUAACCUCUGCCCCUCCAAUACUAGGCAGCACGAUCCCUGUGUCUCUACCAACUAAUCAGCCAGGCACUCUACAACCUCCAAUGGUACUUCUGGACUUUCCUCCGCUGGCAUGUUUUCUAAAUAACAAUUUGGCAGCUUUUAAUGAUCUUCGCCUCUGCUGUCCCAUAGCACUUGCACAGGAGGUUACCAUAUGCUUGGAAGAUGCACUUGUGAAGGUUACAAAGUUAAUUCUCAUUUUUCAUCGAGCAGAGGAAACUGCUUUCAGUGUGAAAGAACGGGAGCUGUUUCUCCAGUUCUGCAUUACAUUUACUGAAGAUUUAGUGCCUUACCUGAAUCGAUGCUUGCAGGUUCUUUUUCCACCUGCACAAGUAGCGCAGAUUCUAGGCAUUCCUCCUACUCAGCUUCAUAAAUAUGGUUCCAUUGGAUGCAUUAACACAAGUGUUAUUCUAGAAAUGCUUGAUUUUCUGCUACCGAGAAAGGAAAUUAUAAUUCCACCAAACAAUUCCAUCCAGCACUUGCCAGUGGAACAUACCAUAGACAGCUCUGGAUUACUAAGUGAACAGUAUCCACCAGCAUCACCUUCAUGUGUGCCAAAUGUAACAAUGGAGGAAAUGAAACCAGAUCCCCUGUAUGUGGAUAGCCAGGCAACAGAAGAUGAAUCACUUCAAGCUGAACUGUAACAUGUUUAUAAUUUAGCAAAGGUAGUUGUGUGUACAUGGGAUUCACAUUUUUUCCAAAAGCGGACUGAAUUGUAUAAAUGCUUGAUUUUCCCUAUUAAUAUUGAAAACGUAAAUUAUUUGGAUUUAGUUGAAUCUAAAAUGUGGAACAUAUCGUAAUUGAAAAAGACUUGACAUACUCAACCAAGGUGAGAUAAAUGCUACUUUUUGUUAGCGCAGUUUGUUUAUUUAAACUUGUUAAUAUUUCAUGUUUUAUUACCUGUUUAUAGUUUUCCCAAAUAUCUAAUGUUUUGAAACGUCAAGAAUUUUUAGUAGCUAGUAUGAAAGAGAAUUGAGGAAAGAACAAAUGGUUGUGUCUUAACAAUGAUAGUUUUCAAUACUGACACAUUCUUGUUGUUUUAUUUUGUUAAAUUGUUGGCAAAUCCAUGUUAAUAUUUAAUGCUGAGGCACCUACUUAAGGACUGAAUUAGCAGCAAAUACAUUUUGUUACAAUACCCGAUUAUUCCAAGUUUUACUUCAGGAAUUAGAAAAUCACUUGGUAAUAAAUUGACCUGACUUUAUUUAAUAUCUUCUAAAUAUGGGAUCAUCAUAAAUCCUGCCUGUUUAAGGGACUUGAAUGGUGUUGAAUCUUUUCAUGGUAACAUUUGAAAGGUAAUGUGUUUAAAGACUUUAAUUAUAUGAUGCAAUCACACUACUUACUUGGAAAGCUACUCUGAAAUUGUUCUGUAAACCUAAGUUGUGGUGUUUGUGAAAUAGAGGUGUGCUGGUUUUGUAAAUAACCAUUGUGAAACUUGUUAAGUUGUAUUAAUCAUUGUAUACAUUCUUUGUGAACUGUAAAUAACAAAUCCAAGGUGGAAAGUGUUGCAAAAUUAUUCCUGGGCUUCUAAGAUUUUUCUCAUAAGGUGCCAAUGGGUAAGAUUAAAUAAUGUUUUAGGUCCUGUCCUCAU
Messenger RNA from Hemiscyllium ocellatum (epaulette shark), 2793 nucleotides. It is a transcript of the gene cog8, whose product is annotated as component of oligomeric golgi complex 8. The transcript has 4 exons. The record is from RefSeq and is a predicted model, not a curated record. NCBI's taxonomy places the organism in Eukaryota, Metazoa, Chordata, Chondrichthyes, Orectolobiformes, Hemiscylliidae. Bases 23 to 1849 code for a protein of 608 amino acids. Gene Ontology annotation, cellular component: COG complex. Gene Ontology annotation, biological process: intra-Golgi vesicle-mediated transport.